AUGACGGACCAAGUUUAUAAUGACGCAAAAUCGCGCAUUCUUCGCUGCAUUACUAAAUUAAAAACCUUUGCACAAGCUUCUAUUGAGUACAAUAACGAGCGUGGAAGUGCUGGUAAACGAGCGAAGAUUUCAAAAAUGAUCACUGAGCUUACCCCUAUUCGAAAUACAGUUGAGGACGAUGUCCAAAAAAUGGAAUCAGCCGUUAAUUCGCAUACAGCCCCUGUUGGGAUAACGGAUACUAGUGAAAGUCAGGCCCUUAUUUCGUCAUUCGACAGUCUUUACUAUGAGUUGGCCGCCUUUGCUGAUGUUCACAAAUUUACCAUGUCACCUGUGAUGGACACAGCUUCGACUUCAUUUUCAAAUCAAACCAAUAGUUCACAUAGCUUAUCAGCCUUUCAGUUACCAAAACGUAAAUUCCCUACAUUCUCUGGUGUGUUGACGGAGUGGCAAAGCUUUGACGACUUAUUCACAUCAAUACUUUCACACACUCCUGACCUGCCAGACGUUGAACGUUUUGAGUAUUUGAAGAUGUCUCUCACGGGUGAAGCUCUAGCCCUUGUGUCGCAUCUCUCGCUAACCGCUACCAACUAUACAAGUGCUUGGAAAAUCUUGCGGUCCCGAUACGGCAAUAAACGUGAUCUCGCUCGUGUUCACUUAGAUUCUCUUCUUGCUCCACAGAUAGUUAAAUCGAAUGACGCUACCUCUAUUCAACAGCAAAUUAACACAAUAUUAGAGAACACAGCUGCUUUGGAUAACCUCGAUUUUGUAACCCGACAGUGGAGUCCUCUUCUGGUGCAUGUUUUUGAGAAGCAUUUAGAUUACGAAUUACGUGCUCGGUGGGAAUUAGUCGUUGGGGAUAAUUACUAUCCCCAAGUCUCUGAAUUUGUGGAUUUCUUGCGUAGCCAUCUGCGUUCUGCGGACAUCUAUUCCAGUUCUGUUUCAGUUAACCAACCAGAUGAUGUUUCAAAACCCCAAAGGUCUUUUAAGCCACAAAGUUUUAAACCUCGCUCGUCAGGUCGAUCCACAGUCUUAGCCGCAACUACCAGUAAUGUGUCUGAAAAACCUUGUCCACUAUGUAGCGCACCCCAUUCGAUUAGAACAUGUAAGCUAUUUACUGAUCAGUCGCCAAGUGAGCGCUUUCUUAUUGCCAAAGACCAUCGGUUGUGUAUAAAUUGUCUGGGGUCCGGGCAUUCUUCAAUGAGAUGCAAUUCGAAGUAUAAAUGUCAGACAUGUAAGAAAGCUCAUCAUUCACUGUUGCAUUUUACUCCUACUGCUAGUCCAUCAACAAAGUUAGGCCCAGGAUCAUCAAACACUCUAUCCACUAAGACGCCAGAGCCUCUGUCUUCGGUUGGGUCACAUGUUGCAACUACAUCGUGUCUUGUUAGAGGACAGCCGCAGCAAAUCGUUCUAUUGUCCACAGCAAUAGUUGAAGUCUAUGCUGCCGAUGGACGGCGACACGCUCUAAGAGCGUUGUUAGACAGUGGGUCUCAAGCUAGCUUUAUCACUGAGAAAGCGGUGUGUGCUCUUAUGCUUCGUCGUUUCCAUUCGUCGGUCAGCGUUACUACGUUUGCUAGUUCAGCUUCUACCGUUGUUCGGGGCAAAUGCAAUAUUAAGAUUGCUCCCACUGGUCAACAAUCACCUUCGUUUUGUUUAGAUGUAUCAAUAGUUCCUCAAAUAACUGGACCAACCCCUCAAACUCCAAUCACGCCAGGGCAUUGGGCCCAUAUGAGUAGUUUAUCGUUGGCAGAUCCGUCAUAUAAUAUACCCGGUCCAAUUGAUUUACUAUUCGGAGCCGAUCUGUUUCCUUCGGUUCUCCUUGAUGGCACGCAGAAGGGUCAACCAGGUGAACCCCUCGCUCUGAACACUGUAUUCGGAUGGGUUCUCAUGGGACCAACAGAAUUUUACGACGGAUCGUCUGUAACUACAUUGUGUUUGAAUGUAUCUGAUCCCAUUGAUUCGUUAAUCAAAAAAUUUUGGGAGCUUGAAGAGUUACCCACCACGUGCCAUUUGAGUCCUGCUGAUAUUGCUGCUGAAGAAAUAUACAACUCAACUACGACUCGGCUAAGUUCAGGCAGAUUUGUAGUCACGCUUCCGUUUCUGAAGCCACGUCCACUGCUUGGUGACUCAAAAACGUUAGCCCUCCAACGGUUCAAGGCCCUCGAAUGUCGGCUGACCCGCAAUAAAGAUCUGCAAGCCCAAUACGCUGAGUUCAUGCGCGACUACCUGACAGCUGGACAUAUGGAGUUGAUUCCGCCGUCUGACCUUGGAAAUCCAUAUCACUAUUACAUUCCGCACCAUUGCGUUCUAAAACCCGAUAGCCUCACUACCAAAUUGAGAGUGGUAUUCAAUGCUUCUGCAAAAACUUCAGCUGGAAUCUCGCUGAACGAAAGUAUGCACACAGGUCCGAAAUUGCAACCUGAUAUUCAGGUCGUAUUGCUUCGAUCUCGACUCUGGAAAUACCUCUUUACAGCUGAUAUCAAACAAAUAUUUCUAGCCACAGGAGAAUCCUUUAGAUCGCUGGCAUUUGGUUACCGCAUCUCUCCUUCUGCUAUAAGCACAUUUGUACCCAAGGUUUUGGCUGCGAUACAAAAACAACUUGUACCUAUUUAUUUACCUUCACCAGACCAGAUAAACUGGAACCAAAAGGCUGAAGAAUUUAAAAAACGUUGGGAUUUUCCUAAUUGUGUUGCAGCCAUUGACGGCAAACAUGUGAGAAUAGUGGCACCUUCUAAGUCGAGAAGUAUGUAUUUCAACUUCAAAGGAUUUUUUUCUAUUGUACUUCUUGCAAUGAUCGAUGCUAAUUGCAAGUUUGUAGUUAUUGAUGUUGGUUCGUAUGGAAAGGAGGGCGAUGCAGGCAUUUUUAAUAAGUCAAAAAUGGGGUUGUUGGUAAAAAAUGAAACUAUAUUUCCGCCCUCGACACUCCUCCCGCAUUCUAACAUCUUGGUGCCUCACGUAAUAGUUGGUGAUGAAGCGUUCAGGUUAAGUGAGCAUCUAAUGAAGCCAUACUCCAAAACACAAAUGUUAGAAGAUCCGAAUAAAAGGAAGUUCAAUUACCGACUGAGCAAAGCCAGAAGAGUAUCUGAAAAUGCUUUUGGAAUUAUGUGUGCAAUUUUUAGAAUUUUUUUCACUCCCAUAAAUCUGAAACCUGAAACUGUAGACUCGGUAAUUGUAGUGUGCUGCUGCUUGCAUAACAUGCUCAGAGAUGAUUAUAUACAUAGAAAUCCCUCCCAACUGGUUAUAUACCAAGACGUAGAAGAUUUCCCUACACAAAAUAUGAUUCCUUUAGCAGGUACAGGUGGUUUUACCAAGUCUGACGGAUUUCAAGUGAGAAGUCGAUUUACUGAUUACUUCAGUACCCAGGAUUUUACUAUUUAA
Molecule: messenger RNA, 3375 nt
Organism: Acyrthosiphon pisum (pea aphid)
Lineage: Eukaryota; Metazoa; Arthropoda; Insecta; Hemiptera; Aphididae
Exons: 2
Coding region: 1-3375 (1124 amino acids)
Source: RefSeq, a predicted model, not a curated record